Molecule: messenger RNA, 526 nt
Organism: Purpureocillium takamizusanense
Lineage: Eukaryota; Fungi; Ascomycota; Sordariomycetes; Hypocreales; Ophiocordycipitaceae
Gene: LSM2
Product: U6 snRNA-associated Sm-like protein LSm2
Exons: 4
Coding region: 42-338 (98 amino acids)
Biological process (GO): mRNA splicing, via spliceosome
Cellular component (GO): precatalytic spliceosome; P-body; Lsm1-7-Pat1 complex
Molecular function (GO): RNA binding
Source: RefSeq, a predicted model, not a curated record
CCUUCCUGUAUCCGGCUCCGGCUCCGCCCCGCCCACCCACCAUGCUCUUCUUCAGCUUCUUCAAGACGCUCAUCGACCACGAGGUCACCGUCGAGCUCAAGAACGACAUCCAGCUCAAGGGCACGCUCAAGAGCGUGGACCAGUACCUCAAUAUCAAGCUCGACGACAUUUCCGUCGUGGAGGAGCUCAAGUACCCUCAUCUCACCUCCGUCAAGAAUGUCUUCAUCCGUGGCUCCGUGGUGCGGUACGUGCACUUGCCAGCUGCGUCGGUAGACACGCAGCUGCUGGAGGAUGCGACGCGGAGAGAAGCAGCAGCUCAGCAGGCCAAGGCGAGGUGAUUUGGCGCGAUAACGACAAUACAUGACACUAGUAUCAGAAGAUGGCCUGUGGCAUAUUACAAGCCCUGCUCAUGGAAGCGUUCAUCUGAACACCUGCAGUAGUUGAUGCGAGGCUCGCACCGCUGCAAGGGCUUCACAUGGAGCUAUGUCUGUCGGACCAUAGAUAAUGCAGACGAGUUGGCCGUUCC